AUGUUAAGUCAUUUGAAAAAGUUGAAUUCACCUUCAUAUAUGAAUAUGAAACCGAUGCAUCAUCUAACAAAUUCACUUGACUACAAUAAUAUAAUCAAUCCUUCAAAUUGGAUAGAUUCAUCAGAUUAUAAAUCAAAUCAAGUGAGUAACUCUGAAAUCAUCUAUUUAAAUCAAAAGGAAAAUAUUUUACAUCCCUCAUCCUAUCAUAAUGAAUUGAAUCAAUUAGUUACUGGUCAAUCUUAUCUUACAAAAGAUAAUGAUUUAUCAAUACAUGAAACAGGUAUAUGUCAUAUAUUAUCUGGUUUAACUAAUCGUCAACGUUAUAUUUGUUUACAACAUACUGGUUUAAUAUGGGCAAUGCUUGAAGGUACACAUUUAAGUAUGAAUGAAUGUAUACAUCAAUUUAAACAUGAACAAUGGAAUUGUUCUGCAGUUAAUUUAUUAUAUCGUACUCAUAGAAAAUCAUCAAAUUUACCAUUAAUUCAUGGAUUAGAAGGAAUUUUACAACGUGGAUCCAGAGAAACUGCAUUUCUCUCAUCAUCAUGGUCAGCUGGUGUUGUCCAAGCAAUAACACGAGCAUGUAGUCGAGGUCAAAUGGGAACAUGCGAUUGUGAUCCACAUCGACGUGAAGGUCAAGGUAGAGAUGCUGAAGGAAUUUUCACUUGGGGUGGAUGUAGUGAUCCUAUACGAUUUGGUAUGCGUUUAGCACGUUUAUUUUUAGAUGCAAAUGAUGAAGAACAUCGUAAUGCUGCAGUACAAAGAGAACAAGAACUUCAUGAACAAAGAAUUCAAUUAUUAUCAUCAAUGAGACUUAAUAAUCAAAAUAAACAAAAUACAAGAAAACUACAAAGAAUCCAUAGAUUUCAACGUUCAUUUAAUAAUAGUACAUCUAACCAACAUUUCAAACCAAACGUUACAGAAAAUAUUAAACAUUUAGUAAAACCAUUGAAUAAAUCCAAUACAAUCCUUUCACCUAGAGAACUUCAAAUGGAGACAUUACAAAUUAUUCAAACUAAAGCCAGAACAUUAAUGAAUUUACAUAAUAAAAAAGCUGGAAGACGAUUAAUAUGGAAAAAUCGUGUAACAAAAUGUAAAUGUCAUGGUGUCAGUGGAGCUUGUUCAAUGCGAACAUGUUGGCAACGUGUUAAUGAGUUUCGUCAUGUCGGUAUAAUGUUGAAAGCAGCAUAUGAUUCAGCUAUACGUGUAACAUAUGAACCAAGAAUAGAUAUGCUCAAACGAAUUAAUACCAGAAUAAAUUCUAAUAAUUAUGAUAAAUCAAAUCAAAAUAACUAUUAUAUGACUAGAAGAAAUCUUCCAAUUGUAUCAGCAAAUCAUAAUCAAGAUUCAAAGAAUUGGUUAGUAUUAAUUAAAAGUCAUAAUAAUAACAUAUCUAAACAUGAUCAAAAUGAUUUCUCAAACAAUGAACAAUUUCAGCGUAGAUGGCCUCGUAUGGUGAUGAUCAAAUCAAAAGAGAUACCAAAGAAUCAAUUAGUUUAUUUAGAAGAAUCACCUAAUUAUUGUUAUUUUGAUGAAACUAUAGGUCAUUUAGGUAUUGCUGGAAGACAAUGUAAUGCCACGUCAAAAGAUGCUGUUAAUUCAUGUACACGUUUAUGUUGUGAUCGAGGUUAUGAUACAUUAGAAUUGGAACGUGAACAAAAAUGUGAAUGUAAAUUUUUUUGGUGCUGUGAAGUCCGAUGUAAUAUAUGCCGUGAUAGAACAACUUUACAUCAUUGUAAACAUUGAAGAAGAAUAAGAAGAAGAAGAAGACGACGACGAAGAAGAAGACGAAGACGAAGAAGGCAAUUAUUCAUCAAUCAAUUAUCUUCAUAUAUAUACCUGGUUUGAAAACAUUUAUAGAAUGGAAUAGUUCGCAUUGUCUAAUUAGUAAAAAAAAUCAUUGUGUUGUAUUUGACUGUUUUGUUUAUCUAAUAUUCAUUAUUCAACUAAACCAUAUUCUAUUAUUAUUAAAUUUACAUCUAAAUGAUGAUUU
This is a messenger RNA of Schistosoma curassoni, 1990 nucleotides long. Lineage: Eukaryota; Metazoa; Platyhelminthes; Trematoda; Strigeidida; Schistosomatidae. The record is from the annotation of a GenBank genome assembly.